This is a messenger RNA of Scophthalmus maximus (turbot), 2111 nucleotides long. RefSeq names its product solute carrier family 25 member 46 (gene slc25a46). The transcript has 8 exons. Gene Ontology annotation, biological process: mitochondrial membrane fission; axon development; mitochondrial fission. NCBI's taxonomy places the organism in Eukaryota, Metazoa, Chordata, Actinopteri, Pleuronectiformes, Scophthalmidae. The coding region runs from base 146 to 1402 and encodes 418 amino acids. The record is from RefSeq and is a predicted model, not a curated record. Gene Ontology annotation, cellular component: mitochondrial outer membrane.
AAGAGAGAACUUCCGGGUUGCAGGUGCACGACUUCACCUCUAAACCGUUUCUCCCGUUUCUCUACCGGGACGUGAUUGUGUUUGUUUCCGUUAACCGGCUCUCAGUCACGGUUCAGCCGCGGUUCGUCCCCUCACCGACCCCCUGAUGGCCUCCAGGCGGCCGGACAGCUUUGACGGACUCGGCUACCGGGGCCGCGACGACCCGCUGUACGGAGCCAGCUACCCGGUCCGGAGCGCUGGAGCCCCCGCAGAGCUUCAACACCACCACUGGGUCACGACGCCGCCGGACAUCCCCGGCAGCCGCAACCUGCACCACGGAGAGCGGACACCGCAGUCUGACGAGCCGCUGGGAGAGCACGGAGCUCCCGCAGCCGGCUGGGACGCUCCGCAGCCCGGCGUCCCGCCUGUCGAGCAGCUGAAUCGAUUCGCAGGAUUUGGAAUCGGACUUGUCAGUCUGUUCACAGAGAACGUGCUGGCUCAUCCGUGUAUCGUCCUCCGCAGACAGUGUCAGGUGAACUAUCACGGCCGCUGUUACCACCUGACUCCGUUCAGCGCUGUCGCCGUCAUGUACGUCAUCACUAAGGCUCAGGGUCCGAAGGCGCUGUGGAAGGGAAUGGGCAGCACCUUCAUCGUCCACGGCAUCACACUGGGAGCCGAGGGCAUCAUCAGCGAGUUCACCCCGCUGCCACGGGAGCUUCCUCACCGGUGGAGCUGGAAACAACUCGCUGGUCACCUGCUGCUCAAAGGGUUAACAGCUGUGGUGGCUCUUCCUUUCUACUGCUCCAGUCUCAUCGAGACGGUCCAGAGCGAGAUCGUCCGUGACGACUCAUCGUCUGGUCUGCUGGACUGUGUCCGUGAGGGCAUGGCUCGCCUGUUGGGCGUCGGCGCUCCUCACAGUCGCCGUCUGCUUCCUCUCAGUGCUCUGCUGCUUCCCGCCGCGCUACAUGCCGUCCUGCGAUACGCCAUCGCAGCCUCGGUGCAGCGGGCAGUUCUGUGGCUGCACCAGCGGAGCAAGAAGCAGCGGGUGGAUCCAUCCAACCCACUUGACAGCUACUUCCCUGAGCUGGCGGCGGCGUGGGCGGGGUCUCUCGUGGCCGACGUGAUGGUGUUUCCACUUGAGACUGCGCUGCACCGCCUCAGCCUGCAGGGCACGCGCACCAUUAUUGAUGCCACCGACGGCGUGGUUGCCGCAGGAAACGGCGGGAGCCCGCUGGUACUUCCUGUCAACACGCAGUACGACGGCUUCUCUGAAUGCCUUCACGCCAUCCGCCGCAAAGAGGGCAUGGCCGGGUUCUACCGGGGGUUCGGAGCGCUGGUGGCACAGUACGCGCUGCACGGAGCGCUGCUCGCUGCGGCCAGGACGCUGCUGAGGCUGCUGCUGCUGGACGCCAAGCACAGCUAGAGGCGUUACCAGGGAGACGCAGAGAGGUCACCUGGUUGUGACAGGAAGAAACGUCUCAGCGCUCCGGACUCUUUACACCUUCAUCUAAUAAUAAUAAUAAUAAUAAUAAUAAUGAAUUUCACAUAUCUCAGUACAGCAGACACAGAAUCACCAUAGCAACCACAGCAAAUGCCACAAACUGCACUGGAUCGUCAUGACAACCACCUGCUAACACCUAGCAACCGCUUUGUGACAUCAUGGCAAAGCCUUGCCACUGACAGGAUCGCCAUAGAAACCCCUAAAUGAACCAACAGCCAUCUGGUGCUAUGGUGCUAUAGUGACACACUGAGCGUGUGUCACUUCCUGUCUUCAACUAAUGACACUAUGGAAAUGCCAUGUCACUUACUGUCCCAGCAUGAAGUCGUGUGUUAAAAUACUGACAGCUGAUUGGUUACCUGCUGUCAGGUGUCGCUGUUCAUUUGUAUAAAGUUGUAAAAAUGAAUUAAAUGUAGAUUUAGAUUAAAUUAUGUGAGUUAUUAUAAUUUAAUAUUAAUAUUCAAGUCAAACAAUUGAAUGAAAACCAUUUCAAAAUAAAUAAAUAUGAAUAAGGGAUGUCACACCUGGCGUCAUGUGAUGUUGUUUUUCUGUCAAAUGUUGAAACUUUAGAAAAAUUAAAAUUUCAAUGUGUUUUUGUCUGGAGCUGAAAUAAAAAUAAAUCUGGUCUUGUGAA